AGCUUUCCACCGCUCAAAAGCAUGCAAAUUCUAAGGCUCAGUAUUCCAAAAAGGCUCUACAGUUACACUCACCCUUUAGUGGCUGGUAACUUAACACAGAAGAAGUUAACAGAGAGGACUGACCAGGGAGACUAAUAAUGAUCUACAUGAAUCAAUUAAUUCAUCAAAGAUAAAGUGGAAAGGCCAACACAUCCCAAAUUGCUUCGGACGGGUCGCGUCGGGUUGAACACUUUGCAAUACCGGAUUGUAAACGCCGACAGUCUAAUACUAAGAGAAGAGGUGACAAAAGUAAACGUUAUUUACACCAGUAUGCCUAGCCUAUUCUCUAAAGAAGAUGCUGUAAAAUUUAAAUAAACGGUUUGAGGGGACUUUUGAUGCCUCGCAUCCUUACGUCUCCACAUGGAUCAACCUCUCUAACCCAAGCAUCAUUUGGAUUAGCCACAGUCUUUCUCACUCUGCACAACGGAUACAACGGACAGAAAAUGCUACCCCGCAUCCUUUUCCUUUGCUCAUUUUUCACUGCUGCUUGUUUCCAAGACAUCCACCCCUCCAAGGUAUUUCUGAGUGAAUCCUGUGACUCAUUGUGUACUUGUGAAGAAAAAGAUGGCAUCCUGUAUCUUAACUGUGAGGAGAGAAAUAUCAGCAAGAUCUCCCAAAUCAAAGUGCCGUCAGCUCUACCUUUCCACCUCAAUCUGUACAAAAACGACUUGGUGGAGUUGAAUGCAGAAGACUUGGAAGGUUUAAAGAAUGCCGUUUCACUUCAUCUCGGGGCUAAUAGCAUACAAGAGCUUGAACCUGGCGUCUUUAGUGCACUGGGCUCCUUGAAGAAGCUCCACAUCAACAGUAAUUUCCUGGUCACGUUGAAGGAAGACACUUUUCACGGCUUGGUAAAUUUGGAGUUUCUCCAGGCGGACACAAACUUCAUCCGCGUGGUCGAGCCGGGGGCAUUCAGCAAACUCAUCCGCCUCAAAGUUCUGAUCCUCAACGACAACGCCAUUGAGUUUCUUCCCAGCAAUAUUUUCCGGUUUGUUCCACUCACCCACUUGGACCUGCGGGGGAACCAGUUACAAACCCUGCCUUACGUUGGCUUCCUGGAGCACAUUGGGCGGAUCAUGGAGCUUCUUCUGGAGGACAACGACUGGAUGUGCGAUUGUGAGAUCCUUCACCUGAAGAUCUGGAUGGAGAACAUGCGGGCCCAGUCGGCCAUUGGGGAGGUGGUCUGCAGCAGCCCCCAUCACCUCAGGGGCACCAUCCUGGCCAAAAUCAAACGGGAUGUUCUCUGCCCCUCGCACGCUGAUAUCAACUUAGAGGAGCCUUCCAAGUCACUGGACAUGGUGGUCACUCCGUCUUCCAAAGUGGCAGAGAUUCCGAAGUUAGAGGAUGUCGUAAAGAUUCCGACACCUUCUUAUGUUCCAGGGAGUCCUUGUGUGGAGCACUGUUCUUGUCACAAUCACCCUGUGGCUGGGUUUUUAAUGCAUUGUCAGGAUAGAGGGAUUCAACGGAUUUCAGAUAUUGGAAUACUUGAGCAAAGCCCUACCAAGCUGGUGCUCACAGGAAACAUGAUUCAGAGACUGUUGAAAUAUGACUUUGUCACAUAUGACAGUUUAGAGUUAUUGAAUUUAGCCAACAAUCGAAUUGAUUACAUUGACAAUGAAACUUUUCUCAGCUUAAGCAAUUUGAAAAAACUUUAUCUCAACGGCAACAGAAUUGAAACCCUUUCCGCGACUAUGUUCAUUGGACUCCACAACCUUGAAUACCUAUAUUUGGAAUAUAACAUUAUCAAAGAAAUUGUCCCAGGAGCUUUUAAUCCUUUGCCAAAUCUCAAACUCUUGUCUUUGAAUAACAAUCUGCUGACUAGUCUCCCAUUGCAGAUAUUUCGCAACGUGCCCCUCACCAAACUGAACCUGAGAAAAAAUCUGCUCAUGUACCUGCCUGUAAGCAACGUGCUGGACCAGCUUGACUCUUUAGAGCAGAUUUAUUUAGAGGACAACCCCUGGGACUGCAGCUGUGACUUAAUCAGUCUCAAACAGUGGGUUGAGAAGCUGAGGAAAGACACAGUCGUAGGUUCCAUUUUGUGUCACACACCGAGAAAAGUGGAGAAGGCUGAGCUGAGGGCCCUUAGAAACGAGUUGCUGUGCCGCGGCCUAGUGACCUACUCCUUGCCCACGGAUGAGGACGAGACAACCACAGUGGCGACUGACGGCUCUAGGAGCGGUUUCUUCAGCUCAAUCACGGACUCAGUUCCGCUCUCCGUUCUGAUCCUUAGCUUGCUCGUCAUCUUCCUCAUGGUCAUCUUCUGUUCAGCAGGGAUUGUGGCAUUCCUCGUGCACAGAAGGCGAAGGAGGGUGAAGAAGAAACAGGCGGAGGAGCAGCCGCGAGAGAGCAGCAGCCCCAUCCACCUGCAAUACAGUAUGUACGGCCAGAAAACCACCCACCACACACUGGGGCAGAGGACCGGAAACACCGUGUACGACGAGCGCUCACACAGCCCCAUCGUCCAGAUCUGCCGCAACCCCACCUACUGCACUCAGCAUAAAGAAUAUGAGUCCGACCUCAAUGAACUGGACGAACCAAAGCACAUCUGUCGUAGCAUCAUGGAGACAGAGAAUACUUCCCCUCUCACAGGCUCUAAUUUGAAGUUCAGAGCUGUGACGUCAGACUGCCCAACUGAGUUCGUAACACUCGGCGAUGCGAGCUCCCUCUAUAAAAACAUACUAGAGAGGGAGAGGGUUAGGGAGCUGCAGCAGCUCGGAAUUACUGAAUACCUCAGGAAAAACAUGUCCCAGCUACAACCAACGGUAGAGAUGCAGGUUCCAGGACACCACGAGGAACUGAAAUUAAUGGAGACUAUUAUGUUGUCGAGACCGAGGAAGGUCAUGGUGGAACAAACGAAAAACGAGUACUUUGAACUCAAAGCUAACCUACACACCGAGCCAGAUUAUUUGGAGGUUCUGGAGCAUCAAACUGCAUUUAACUGAUAUAAAAACACAAUUAAUGGUUUUAUAUUCAACUCCACAAGUGCCUUGUCCAAAACUGCCAUCUUAUAUUUUCAGUCGAAGACCUACAUAUCCCACAGCAGUCUUGGACAUACAAGUCAUUUGUAGCACAGAAUGUAAUGUAUAUUUGGCAAUUUCAUUGUUGUUUUGUUUUCCUAUACAGUGCUUUGCAAAAGUAUUCAUCCCCCUUGGUGUUUUUUUUCUAUUUUGUUGCAUUACAACCUGUAAUUUAAAUAGAUUUUAAUUUGGAUUUCAUGUAAUGGACAUACACAAAAUAGUCCAAAUUGGUGAAGUGAAAUAAAAUUCAAAAAGGGAGAACGGAAAAGUGGUGCGUGCAUAUGAAUUCACUCCCUUUGCUAUGAAGCCCCUAAAUAAUAUCUGGUGCAACCAAUUACUUUCAGAAGUCACAUAAUUAGUUAGAUUGCACACAGGUGGACUUUAUUGAAGUGUCACAUGAUCUCAGUGUAUAUACACUGGUUUAAGGGGAAACAUUUAAAUGUCUUGGAAUGGCCUAGUCAAAGCCCAGACCUCAAUCCAAUUGAGAAUUUGUGGCUUAAAGAUUGCUGUACACCAGCGGAACCCAUCCAACUUGAAGGAGAUGGAGCAGUUUUGCCUUGAAGAAUGAGCAAAAUUCCCAGUGGCUAGAUGUGCCAAGCUUAUAGAGACAUACCCCAAGAGACUUGCAGCUGUAAUUGCUGCAAAAGGUGGAUCUGCAAAGUAUUGACUUUGGGGGGGUGAAUAGUUAUGCACGCUCAGUUUUUCUGUUUUUCCUUGUCUUAUUUCUUGUUUGUUUCACAAGAAAAAAAUAUUUAGUAUCUUCAAAGUGGUAGUAGGCAUGUUGUGUAAAUCAAAUGAUACAAAUCC
Molecule: messenger RNA, 3860 nt
Organism: Oncorhynchus nerka (sockeye salmon)
Lineage: Eukaryota; Metazoa; Chordata; Actinopteri; Salmoniformes; Salmonidae
Product: SLIT and NTRK-like protein 6
Exons: 2
Coding region: 375-2978 (867 amino acids)
Biological process (GO): axonogenesis; regulation of presynapse assembly; positive regulation of synapse assembly
Cellular component (GO): membrane
Molecular function (GO): protein binding
Source: RefSeq, a predicted model, not a curated record